Giardia duodenalis is the source of this 288-nucleotide messenger RNA. RefSeq names its product putative SnRNP Sm-like protein. NCBI's taxonomy places the organism in Eukaryota, Fornicata, Diplomonadida, Hexamitidae. The record is from RefSeq and is a predicted model, not a curated record. The transcript has a single exon. Bases 1 to 288 code for a protein of 95 amino acids.
AUGCAAUUGAUUCGCCUAGUUCAAAAGCUUCAGGGGCAGCGUGUGCGGUUCGAGUUGAAAGCUGGCGGAAUGAUUGAGGGAACUGUCGCCCUGGUUGAUGCGACCUUUGUUGUGCACCUUUCUCAAGCGUCCUACACUCCGCGGGGCGCAACGACCGCUAUCUGUCAUCCAUUCGUCGUGCUACGUGGAGCAGCUAUCUGUAGCCUCUCUCUUCCGGGCACGUUUGACACGGACACGCACCUUUGCGCCUUACGGACAGAGUACAAUCGGGGUCCAAAAAAUAGAUGA